Molecule: messenger RNA, 2802 nt
Organism: Anopheles marshallii
Lineage: Eukaryota; Metazoa; Arthropoda; Insecta; Diptera; Culicidae
Exons: 4
Coding region: 1-2802 (933 amino acids)
Source: RefSeq, a predicted model, not a curated record
AUGUCGUACACCACCCAAAGACAAUUUCUAAGCAUUGCAUUCCCGAACGAAGUCCCAACAUUACCGAGUCGCAAACGUAGUGAUGCUGUGUUGAAAUCGUACAGCUCUUGCUACGACUACCGUGCCUGGUCGCGAGAUGGACUGAAGCAGUCGCAAUUUAUUGGGGAUGUCGCCAAUCGGGCACUAUCGCAAGCUGCUAAAAUUCCAAUUCACUUCUUUUCCGGGGCAGAACUAACGAAAGAAAUUCUAGUUCGUCUGGAUGCCGAUAAUUUAGCCGACUAUAUCCUGAGUCUAAGGGAUGAGGUGAAAAAGAAGCACAGCGCGAUUGAAUCGUUAGAGGAAACCAAACAAGAGCUGAUGAAAAAAACUGAAUCUCUCGAUGAAAAACUGAAUGAAUUACAAGAAGUGAACCUUUUGCUCAGUGCCGAAAUCGAACGGAUCGCUGUUUGUCAUGAUCUGCAACAGGAGACGAACCAGUUUGAUGAGCAGGAACUCGCCGAAAUUAGCCAAAUGAUCAUUGACCUACGGGACUAUAAUGAAAAUCUCGAGCAGGAAAUGCAAACCUUGCGGAAUCAAAUUAAAGCAUUACAAGCUGCCGCAGAUUCUGCAAGUGCUGAUAAUCAAGGAGAUCGUGUGAACGUUGAGGCUGAAAAUAAUUUUCUCAAGUUCAAAGCAAAGGACUAUGAUCGAUUGGAAAGUGAGCUGACCCUGUUUAAAGCCGAGCAUGAUAACUUGACGCAGCAGAAGCGGAAGCUGGCAAAAGAAGCUCAGCGUGCACAGCAAUACCGAUUGAGGGCAGUGGAACUAAAACAGAACCUAAAAGACGAGCUACAUCGUAGAGAAUUGUGUGAGGAACAAAUUGAAAUGUUGGUGAACAUGUACGAACAGCAAUCAAUUGAAUUGAAUCAACUGAAGAGUCAAGUUCAUACCUUGAAUCGAUCUUCCCAUGAUCGACUUUUUGAUGAAUCCACGGAUGAUCCGUAUGGAUCUCGUACAACCAUUUCAGAAACGACCAUAGAGAGAAUCCCGCACGAAGAUCUUGAGAUUGUAGAUGCUUGUUCGAACUGCGCCAGACAUCUGCAACAAAUCGAAGAACUUAAUAAACGUAUCAACCAGCAAAAGCAACACAUUGAAGAGUUAGAUCAAAGUACCAGUAUAACAAAAACAGUCGCUGAAGAAAGUGCAUUUCAACAGCAGGUAUUGGACCUUCGGCACGAAUUAUCAGAGUGUCAACGUGAGUUAAUGGAAACAACUGAGAAGUUUGCCGCUCUGCGUGAAACUUCCAUUGCUGACUGUAAGGAAUUGGGACGAUUGAAGCUGCAACUAGACCAGCUAACCAGUGAUAGAACGCCAUCCGAUGAGGCCGUGGGACAACUGGAGCUCCUUACAACAAAUGAGAAGCUAAAUGCAUUACAGGCGGAAAAUGAAAAGCUUCGGGAAGACCUAGUCAAAAACCAAGCUACUGUCGCAGAACUUCAAUCAAAAGUACGAUCGGUGCCAAGUUCCUCGAUUCAGGUUGAUUCUGGUGGGGGUGCAGAAUGUUGUGUACAAAAGGCCAACAAAAUUACACAGCUGGAGCAAGUCAUUUCCGGACUGAAGGAGGCCUCCAAUGCAAUGCCUGUGACCUCGAUUAGUGUGGAGGAAAAUGCAAACCUUCUGGAAAAAAUAGUUACGCUAGAAAAAGAGCUGCAGGAAAGGGAACAGCAAUUGAAGACGCUGCAGGAAACCAUGGAUAAGGGUGAAGGCCUUCCUCAAACUAUGCCAGUGCUGCAGCAGGAAGUUGGUGACGAUAGUGCUAAGUUGAAUUCGUUGUUAUCCCAGCUGGCCGAAAAGAACGAAUUGAUUGAGCAACUUCAGAACAAACAGAACAUGCAAGAGACGGCUGAAGGAAAGGAGUUGAUGCCUUCCGAUGAUGUUCGUAUAUGCCAGGAAGAGCUUGCUGAACUACGAAAACGUCUAGCGGUGUAUGAGGAGGAUGCAAUAGGCAGACUGGUGAUUAAUCCUUCUAAGGAAUCACGAAAGAGCGUUCGUAUCAGUGAUGAAAUAGAACAAUUUGAACCACUUUCCAUCAAGGAAGAGUUUGGCAGUGAACAGGAUGAGAAAGAAACGGAGGAAAUCAAAUCUGAACCGGAGGACGAAGCGCACACUGAGGACGAAGCGAACGAUGAUGCGUCGGAGGUAUCAGUUGGGCGCAACAAACUGGACAGUUCACUCGAAAAACUUGAGGAACUGCAAGAGAAUCUAAACAAACGCUGUACGUUGCAGGCACGCAGAUCGAUGGUCCUGCUGGGAAGUAGUGGAACGGUCGAAUGCGACUGUAUCCAAGCGAUAGCUUUAAAGAUAGCACAGGGCGGCCUGGAGUUGCUGCUAGUGGCGGAGCUGUACGUGUUGCUGCAGGAAAUUUGUAGUGCCAUCACGCGGAAGAAUGCCGUUCUCGGUCGUAAUGUGACGGUGCUGGCCAACAGCAUGACCAAGUGCUGGCAGGUCAUCACGGAUGCUCGGGUCAUGAUGAACAUGGAGUUGACGAACCGUACCAACCACCAGUCGGUGCAGUCAGUCCAAAGCAUGAAUGUGCAGCAGGAUGAGGACAACCGCAGCCGAACCGCCAGUCAUAUGGGCCAUCUGAACGGACCAAACCUUGGGACUAGCGUGUUAGAGACCAGACCAUCAAUCGCGGUGCACAAAUCGCUGUCAGUUGGAAGUGACGAUAACAGACACUCGAAAAUAGCGGUUGUAGAUGUUCAGAGGCGUCGAACUAUUAAAUGGAUGGAAAAUGUGAAAAAUAUGAAUCGAGCAAGUUAA